Hyaloscypha bicolor E is the source of this 558-nucleotide messenger RNA. RefSeq lists its product as uncharacterized. The transcript is spliced from 2 exons. NCBI's taxonomy places the organism in Eukaryota, Fungi, Ascomycota, Leotiomycetes, Helotiales, Hyaloscyphaceae. Bases 1 to 558 code for a protein of 185 amino acids. The record is from RefSeq and is a predicted model, not a curated record.
AUGUUUUUGAGCGCUCCAUUGUUGCUGAUUUUCUCAAUCUUCAAUCUGGCCAAUGCACAGACUACAUCUUUCGAUAUCGCCUCAGCAUUAAGCGCAGCAUCCGCCCUCAAAUCCAAGUACGGUACCGCAACAGCAAUAACCACCUACUCCUUCGCGAUCCCCGGCGGAAACCUUCCUCAACCACCGCCCUCCCUCAUCGGGCCCAUAAUCACGGGGGUUCCCGUCUCCGUUCUCGUAGAGCUCGCACAACCUGCUCUGCGAAGCUCCAUCGCCAGCGAGUUCAAGGCCGGCCACACACCGCAGUGGUAUGAGACUUUACCCACGGCGGUCAAAAGCUACAUUGAAAGUCUGCAGUCGUUUGUUGCGAAUGGACAGUAUGACCCCAGUGCUACGCAGCCGAGAUAUUCGUUCCCGGUUCCGACAUCAACUGCUACGGUGGGGAAUAAUAAUAAGGUCACGACUACGAAGUCCAAAGCUGCAUCUCCGAGAGCUACAGGAGAGGUUGCAUUGGGGUUUUCUGCUGCAGUAGGGCUCUUGGCUCUUGCGAUAGCUCUUUGA